This is a messenger RNA of Andrographis paniculata, 4763 nucleotides long. RefSeq lists its product as uncharacterized. Gene Ontology annotation, biological process: regulation of transcription by RNA polymerase II. The transcript is spliced from 21 exons. The record is from RefSeq and is a predicted model, not a curated record. Lineage: Eukaryota; Viridiplantae; Streptophyta; Magnoliopsida; Lamiales; Acanthaceae. The coding region runs from base 293 to 4600 and encodes 1435 amino acids.
UCCAAACACGAAACCGACCCUAAAAUAAUUAAAAAUUGCCCCCCCCAAAGUUUUUACCCCCAAACCCGAGGAGGAACCCUAACCCUAGGCGCCCCACCCUGUGCACGAAGCAGAAAUGUUUUAUAUCUUCAUAUCUGCGCUUCUUUCUUAUAUCUGCGUGAACCGAUAGAAAGAAAUUGAAUCUGAUUUUUUAUUUUGUAUUUUUCGUUUGGGGUUGAUAGCGUAUUAGGGUUGGUUUGAAGGUAAUGGUAUGCGGCAAGUUUGGAGGCGGUGAAAUUGGGUAGUGGAGCCGAUGACCGGCCAAGGCAGAUGCCGGAGACGGGGGAAAUACAUGGCCGGUGGUAGUGGCGCCGCAGAAGGGAAGAAAAUAGUCGGCAAUUUGAACAACCCUAAUUUGAAGCGUGAAAUUACUGAAAAGCCCUUGAUUUCUCCAAGAAUUACAAAACGGCCCCCGACUUCUUCGGUUGAUUUUCUUGAUUUAUAUACUCAAGCUCGCAAGGCACUCUCGUUUACUUCUCCUUUUGAUUCCGAGGAUUCGCAGGCGCGUCAAUCGAUUGCCUCUAGUGCGCCUACUUUACCGAGUGGGGUGUCUCAUUUAUUGGGCAAUAGGCAUUCAGGUGGUAGGAAAAGACGCAAGAAGUUGCAUUCUGGCACGGAUAUAAAAACCUCGAUUCCCGGGAAGCUACGGGAGAGCAAUAUCUGGGUUGAGACCGAGGAGUAUUUUCGAGAAUUGAAUGUUGAGGAUAUCGAGAAGUUUGAUAGGAUUUCAAGCGUUGGGUUUUCCAUUAACGAUAAGAGUUUCUUGAUUCCGUUCUUGAAUGAUGAUGGCAAUCCGCUUUGUCGAGAUAGCACAACUAAUGGGAUGCUUACUAGUGUCAGGAAGAACUAUAGUUUAAACUUGGGAAGCGUUGUAGAAUCUAGUGAUGUUGGGAAGCUUGAACAUGAUGAUGGAACGAUGGCUCAAGAAGGGAAUGAACUCCAAGUAAUGGAUAUGAAUGGUUUCAAUAACCGAGCAAAAGAAUUGGAGAAUAAAGGAGAUAACAAUAGGGAAAAAAGUAAGGGAAUUGGGAACAAUCGUAGAUCAUUUAGUGGUGUGGAAUGGCUAUUAGGAUCUAAAAGAAAGGUUUAUUUGACCUCAGAACGACCCUCCAAGAAACGGAAGCUUUUAGGGAGAGAUGCAGGACUGGAGAAGUUGCUGGUGGCCUGCCCAGUUGAAGGUUCAGAGGAGGUCUGUCAUUAUUGCAGUUUUGGGGACAUGGGUGAUCCCUUAAAUUUCUUGAUCAAGUGUGGUUCUUGUGGUAUGAUGGUUCAUCAAAGGUGUUAUGGAGUUCAAGAAGAUGUCAAUACUUCUUGGUUGUGUUCAUGGUGUAAAUGGAAAAAUGCUGUCGAUACAAGGAUUGAGACACCAUGCUUCCUUUGUCCGAAGCAGGGGGGAGCGCUGAAACCUGUCCAGAAAAGUUGUUUUGGAAAUGAAAGUGAGGGCUGUAAGGUAGAGUUUGCACAUUUGUUUUGUUGCCAGUGGCUCUCUGAGGUGUAUCUGGAGAAUACCAGGACAAUGGAGCCGAUCAUGAAUAUAGGUGAAUUGAAGGACACAAAAAAGAAGAUGAAUUGUUAUUUGUGCAAGGUUAAGUAUGGUGCCUGUGUCCGGUGCAGCAAUGGAUCUUGUAGAACUUCAUUUCAUCCUAUUUGUGCAAGGGAGGCAGGGCACAGAAUGGAGAUUUGGGGAAAACUUGGAUCUGAUGAGGUUGAAUUGCGUGCGUUUUGUGGAAAACAUUCAAAGGUUCAGUUUGAUAGUGACAAUCAGCGUACUGGAGAGACGUCUUUGACAGCUGAUGGAGAUAAUGGUAAGCACUAUGUGGUGUUUGAUGGAGAUGAAAUUAUUGACAAGAGAAAAAAUUCUGAGUCUCUAGAGGAAAAUAAAGAUGCACAACAACAUGCCGCAUUGUGUUCGGAGAAUGGAAAAGUCAGUAAUCUCAACAUACUCAAUUUCACUAUGAUGCUGAAGAGGCUGAUUGAACUAGGGAAGAUCAGUCCUAAAGACGUGGCCUCAGAGAUUGGUGUUUUGCCAGAUUCAUUAAACGCAGUACUCACUGAUGAUCACAUGGUUCCUGAGUUACAGUAUAAACUACUGAAGUGGUUGAAGAAUCAUGUUCACUUUGGAAACUUACAGAAUGCUUUGAAGUUGAAAAUUAGAUCACUCAUAACACCCAAAUCUGUUGAUGAUGUGGCUGAAUGUGUUGGUGCUAUUUCAGAGGACGGGUCUAUUAUUUCUGAUAGUGUUCCAGUUAAAUCUGUUCCACCUCGAAGGAGAACCAAAAGCAACCUGAGGACCAUGAAUGAUGAUAAGUUGUUCUCCUCUAAGGACAAGAAUUCUGAUGAAACCUCUGCAGGUGAUGCAGAUUUAUCUUUAAUUCAGGGAAAAGCUUUGUACGGUCCAUCUGUAGAGUUUUUGGUGGACAAUGCCCAGAAGAUACUAAUUGAUUCCCAGCAGCUGCAAGAUAAUCCAGCAAACAAUUCUACUAGAAUUGAAGGCAAAGUUACAGACUUAGCCCAUUGUCUAUCUGAUGAAAAUCUAGUGGAUGGGAGUAAUCAAGGUCCACGAAUGAUAAUGUGUUCAUCUGACUUAUUAAAUGGGGAUGUUCACUGUGCUUCAUACAUGCAUCCAUUAAUCUAUUGUAAAUUGAUGCAAACCAAUGAUGAAUCACUUGAGAAAACUGCAUCGGACCAGUCUGCAGUUUUGAUGGAUGGAGAAGCUUCACAGUUAGAAACAUCUUCUAGUUCAGACCUCUGUAGUAAUAACAACCUGCAAGCACUGUCCGGAGGCUGUACUUCUAAAUGCGAUGAAGUGAAUCUUGAUCAAUUUCUUUGGGCAAAAAAUAUGGAUAUGCUAAAACUGUCACCAUCAGAUGAAUUGGAAGGAGAACUUCUAUAUUAUCAGCAAAGGCUCCUUGCCAAUGCUGCUGCUAGAAAACGCAUGAGUGAUAAUUUGAUUGCAAAAGUUGUUGGAAGUCUUUCAAAGGAAAUUGAUGCUACUGGAGAACGAAAAUGGGAUACUGUAUUAGUUAGUCAGUAUACUCAUGAGCUUCAGGAGGCAAAAAAGCGGGGAAGGAAAGAGCGUCGUCAAAAAGAAGCUCAGGCUGUAUUUGCUACUGCAACUGCUGCAACUGCAGGUUCAUCUAGAGUGUCAUCUAUCAGAAAAGAUAACUUAGAUGAAUCGUCGCAACAGGGUCUUCCGAAGAAUGCAUACGAUAUGAGAUUCGGUUCUCAAUCUAAGUUGAAUCUCAAAUUGAAACAGUCUAUUCCUACACCAGCCAUCAUGAGAUCCUCAUUUGAUGCAAACUCUGAUUCUGCCCAGUCAACUUUAAAAGACCAUCCUAGAACCUGCGACAUAUGCAGACGUCCUGAGACAGUUUGGAAUCCAAUUUUACUGUGUUCAAGUUGCAAGGUUGCAGUUCAUAUGGGUUGCUAUUGUCAUGUUAAAAGCACAAUAAUUCCAUGGCAUUGUGAACUGUGUGAAGAAUUAUUGUCUUCUCUGGAUUGUGGAGCCGUAGCAACAAAUUCUUGUGAAAAACCUUACAUGAUUGCAGAAUGUGGCAUAUGUGGUGGUAGUGCGGGUGCUUUUAGGAAGUCGGAAAAUGGUCAUUGGAUACAUGCCUUUUGUGCAGAAUGGGUUUUAGAGUCAACAUACAAAAGGGGACAAGCAAAUCCUAUUGAGGGAAUGGAUAAUGUUGUAUGUGGAGUUGAUACAUGCACUGUGUGUCAACACAAACAUGGUGUCUGCCUUAAGUGUAGUUAUGGUCACUGUCAGACUCGAUUUCAUCCCACCUGUGCCAAAAGUGCUGGUUUUUUCAUGACUGUGAAGACUGAUGGUAGCAAAGUGCUCCACAAGGCUUAUUGUGAAAAGCAUAGCAUAGAACAAAGAGCAAAGGCCAGCACUCAAAGACAUGGAAUUGAAGAGUUCAAGAGUCUCAAACUUGUUCGGGUUGAAUUGGAGAGGGUGCGCCUUCUAUGCGAAAGAAUCAUCAAAAGGGAGAAAUUGAAGCGUGAGCUGGUUCUCUGCUCCCAUGAUGUUCUUGCCACAAGUCGAGAUUCUGUUCUAUCUGCACUGGCUCGCCACCCCUUUUACCAACCUGAUUUCAGUUCAGAGUCAGCUACAACCUCUGUUAGAGGUCUCACCGACAGCCAUAGAUCAGGCAGUGGAAGUGUACAAAGAUCAGAUGACAUAACUAUUGACAGCACAGUUGCAGGUAAAAGACGAGUUAGGCUCCCCACAUCCAUGGACAAUGACGACAGUUCGACUUCUCAAAACCUCAAUAUGGUGAAACCUCAAGAGAGAGCAUCAUUCUCAGGGAAGCAGAUUCCCCAGCGAGGAAUUGCCGCACGGAGCCUAACAGAAUCAAGAUACAGAGAAAAUAAUCAAAUUCUUGAAAAGAAGCUCCAAAUGAGUUCAGACCAAGCACCCAUGAAAAAUCAGUGGCUACUAUCUAAUCAAUUUGCCUAUGCCCAGAUUCCAUUUCUGUCCAGGGGGGAGAUGGUGCCAGAAGCAUUUCCCCAUGAGCCAGAGAUUGUGAUAGAUGAACCAUUUCCACCAUCAAAAUGAAGUGAGCUGCCUUUUAGUUGUAUGAAGCUGCUGCCUGGUAAAGUUGGUCUGUACAGGAACUCAAUUAGAAUUGGAGGCAAGUACUACCCAUUCGGUUGUAUAAUCUCAUUGAAUGCAGAACGCAAAGGAUUGAUUUUCAAAACCACAAAAAAACGAACAUUAG